AGUAAAAUUUAUAAUAUUUAAUAAAAUUUAUUUUUAAAUAUAAGUUAGAUUUAAAAAAACAUUUUACUGCAAAACACCUAGUAGAAUAGAGAUGGGUUGAAGAUAUUCUAAUCCAAACAUAAAUAUAAAUGUAUCUGAAUAAAAAAGGAAAAAAAAUUUGCAAUUAAUAAAUUAGGAUUUGGAUUAAGAUUGGAUUAGGAAACUGAAAAGAAAGAUUUGAAAAAUCAUGAAUAUCCAGAAAAUAUUUUGUUGAAUUUAUCUUUUUCAUAUAUAUAUAUAUUAACCUAAGUUAAACAUAAUCGUGUACAAUUAUAAAGCUCCUCCAAGUAUUGUAUUAUGAUAGUAGCAACAUUUAAUUCUCAGUAGUAUGAUUCUUUGAUGAUUGUUGAACUCUAGUUUUCUUCGUUUUUCUAUUACCCCAAUAACACAUAGUAAAGAGUACUAAAGAAUCAUAACACAGAGAUAUCACCAUGUGACAAAACGAAAACUACGAUAACAUGUGAAGAACAUAACAAUUGUUGCUCAAUAUCAAAACAUAUAUAUUUAAAAUAUUGUUUCAUCUCCAGGUUACAGGAUCAUAUAAUAAAAUCUCAUUCAACUUUAAUCGUCAAGUAAUAAUAAUCUUUCGAGACAUCACACAUCAUGUAUCUUAUCAUAUCGUAUACCAAAUGCAGAAGAAGAAAAAAGAAGAUGGCCUACUUAUCUAAGGUAGUUAACAAGUGGUUAUAAAGUGCCAACAAGUAUACCGAAAUCAUUAUUCUUGUCCUCGAACUUUUUUAUAAAUGGAUGACUCUGAGAUCAUGAACAAGAAUCGAAUGUUUCAUCAAAAGAUCCAAAAGGUUGUUAUCAAGAGAGAAAAAUAGAGCGAGUAAAACUAUUUCGAAUUUUAAUUGCUAUAAUUGAUAAAUGUAGUGUUUAGUUUAAAUCUAGCUAAAAGAUCUUAUCACAAUAUAGGAGAUAAACUGCAUUAAUAACUUGAUGGCCCGAAUCCAAGUAUAAAUGAAAAGGUAUCUAAAUAAAAUGGAAAUUUUUUUGCAAUUAAUAAAUUAGGAUUAGGAAAAACAAAAUAUUGAAAUUAAAAAAAAAGGAAAGAUUGAAAAAUUAGAUUUUUGUUGAUUUUUUUUGCUUUUUUUUCUUCAUAUAUAUUAAACCCUAAAACUAGGAUUCGUUUUCAUCUCUCUGCUGCGUAAAAUUCGUGAGAGCAUUAAAAUUCGUCGGGACAAACAAAAAUAUGGUGAAAGAGAGGUUCAACGAGUUACCAGAUGAACUGAUCGUGACGAUACUCUCAAAGCUACCGACGUUUAAAGAAAGCGUUGCAACACGUCUCAUAUCAAGACGGUACGAGGAUCCUUGGAACCUUGCGCAGGACGUCACGCUUGAAGAUAACGAUGAGGAGAGUGUCAUGACGUUUCUCUAUGGAUCUUUUUUGUCUAACGAUGCUCCAGCUCUACAGAGGUUGCGUCUCAAGCUUACCCGGAAACAUUCGGCUUCAGACAUCGACUUUUGGGUUCAAACCGCGGUUAACCGAAACGUGAGAAAGCUGAGAUUCGACUUGUCUGGUGGAACCCUAGAACUGCCGAGUUGCUUGAGCACAUGCACAACCCUAAAAUCGUUGAUACUACGUGACGUACUUAUCGAGGCUGUUCCUUGGGGUUUUCGUUUGCCAUCUCUCAGAAGUCUACACCUUUUCUCGGUUAACUUCUCGAUUGGUGAUUCCGUUGCAAAUCUUUUAAAAAUCUUCCCCCAUCUUGAAUAUUUGGUUUUAAACCAAAUCAGAUAUGAUGUGGACCAUGUGGAUAGUGAGUUUGCUCCACUUCGGUUCUUCUUAUCAUCACUCAAAAGUCUUCACCUUUGCUCGGUUAUAUUCUCCGGCAAAAAUCCCGUUACACGUUUUUUACGUAGCUGUCCGGUUCUUGAAACUUUGGUUAUAAAUCAAACCAAAUGUGCCUACGAGAUGUUCGAGGUUGUUUUUCCACCAAGAUCUUGUCUGUCAUCAUCACUCAAAACCCUACACCUUUUUUCGGUUAACUUCUCGAGUGAUGAAUCUGUUGUAAAGCUUUUAGAAAAUUGUAAGGCUCUUGAAGACUUGGUCAUAACCCGAACCAGAGAUGACAAUGUGUGGUUAUUCAAUAUCACCGUGCCUACUCUCAAGAGCUUAUCUAUUAAUAACGCGAAGGUGAAACGCGCUGAUGCUCCUGGGUUUGUUAUAAAUGCUCCUAAUUUGGAGAGAUUGAGCAUUAAGGAUACCGUCAGUAACUUUCUAAUGUUUGGAUAUAUGCCCGAGGUGACCACGGCAAAUAUUGAGGCUGUUUGUGACCAAUCUGAAAAUUUUAUAGGGUCUCUUACCUUCAUCCAACAUCUGUCUCUCUGUUCUCCAACGUCAAAGACUCCAUAUACUAGCGGCACUGUCUUCUUCUUCCUCGAACAUCUAGAGCUAUGUACGUGUUCUGCUAGAUGGGCGAAACUACUUGGCUCUAUACUCAAUGACGCUCCAAGACUUCAGUCUAUCAAGCUUAAGUCGAAAUGUAGCGCUCCUUUCAAGCGUCCGUUGGAACUCUGGACCGAACCAACAGUUGUUCCAGAAUGUUUACUGAAGCAUCUUGAGAUCUUGGAAUGGAGAGAAUAUGAUGGCACAGAGCAAGAGAGGAAAGUGGCUGCGUACAUACUAGGAAACGCUACUUUUCUAAAGAUGGCUACAUUCUCGACAAGGUGCGGAGACGAAUGUAAAGAGUUGAAGAAAAUGUCCAGAGUUUCAGAGAUAUGUCAGUUAGUGUUUGAGUAAGCUCUUAGAUUAGAGUGUGUCUCUGGAAAACAGGAGAGGUUCUUAGCUUCUUUCUUCCUUGUUCCGUGUCUCUUAUGAGAUAGUGUGUCUCUGAAAGACUAGAGAGUUUUCUUCUGUUUACAUUCCAGAAAAACAAAGACAAAAUCAAAUAUAAUGUAAAACAGUCUGAAAACAUAAUUAUGUACACUUACAAAGCUCUCCAAAUUUAUCCCUAUAUAUUAGUUGAGGAGCAUUUUUAAUAAAAGUAUUAAAUGUAUAAAAGCAACCUUACCGGUUCACAUUCAAACUAGAUAUCUCAAAACAAAAAAAAAUAUUAUUAUUUGAUCAGUAUUCAUUUAAAGAUUAAUUUUUGUUUUAUGCUUUAAAGCAAAUACAAUUAGGCAAAAGACAUGUGGUCAUAUGGCGUUUUUAAACUUGUGCCAGAAGUUCGCCUGCAAGGACCUUCAUCUCUUCUCUUUCAUACAUUUUAUAUUUUAUAAUUUUUUUCUUAGAUACUCUAUCCAGAAAUCACGAGAAGAAGUGUUCUAAGUUAUUAACAAAAAUGACAUCACCAUAACACUACAAGAAAACACGCUAUAUUCCGACGGACGUUCCGACGGACAACAAAGUCGUCGGACGAAUUUGACGAUUUUCCGACGGCAUUCCGACGAAACCAAAAAAUACAACUUCGUCAGAAAUUCGUCGGAAUAUACCGACGACUUUCCGACCAAAGAGUGAGCGUCGGUAUAUACCGACGCAAUUCCGACGACAUUCUGAUUUAAUAUAUAACCGUUACGUUCGUCCGAAAUUCGUCGGUAUAUACUGACGACUUUCCGACGACCUUGCGAUCAAUAAUAUAACCGUCGCUGUCAUCGGAAGUUCGUCGGCAUAUACCGACGAAUUUCUGACGAACCUUUUGACCGUUGCCGACAAAUACAUAUGACCAUUUUAUAGCCGUUGAAAUAGGAAUUCCGACGGAUAUGACCGUUAGGAUCGUCGGAAUUCCGUCGGAA
Brassica napus (rape) is the source of this 3774-nucleotide messenger RNA. RefSeq names its product putative FBD-associated F-box protein At5g56560. NCBI's taxonomy places the organism in Eukaryota, Viridiplantae, Streptophyta, Magnoliopsida, Brassicales, Brassicaceae. The record is from RefSeq and is a predicted model, not a curated record. Bases 1232 to 2782 code for a protein of 516 amino acids. The transcript has a single exon.